AUGGAAAAAUCUAGAGCUAUUGAAAGUGUGUGCCGAUCUUUAAAAAGAUCUAAUGUUGAUUUUGUGCUACUAAUUAAGUCUGAUGAUGGCAACUCAUGCAUUUACAAUUCCUCAAAUUUGAGAAAUGUGGCUGAUAGAAUGAAGAAAUAUACCUCGCUUUUCAUAAAAAAUGAGAGAUAUGACCUUCCAAAGUCAUUCCACUCAAAUGUUCCUGAAGAUACUAUUACCAGGAUCAACACAUUCCAUCCAAGUCUUGUCAAUAAUAUCAAGGUCUUGGAUUUCAAAGACUCCGAAAACAUCGAUAGUCACUAUGACAGAUUAUUUUCUGAAUUGCAACAAAACAACUGCAAGACAAUUGCUAAGUGCUGGAUAAAAGAAAUUGAGCCAAAUAAGCAAUCGAUAUUCCCCUACAAAAAUGGAAAAGAAUCAAUGCCGGCUUGGUGGCCACAGAAUGUGGUUCAUCGGGAACCAGAUCACAUAAAGAAGGAAGAAAGAAUUAGGUUGCUUAAGACAAUUAUCAGAAAUGAUCUUGAAAAUUUUUUUGAAGAUCAAAAUGUAUCGAAAAAUGGAAUUGUUUUAGAAACCCUUGCCGAUAAGCUACGAGAUGCUGAAAAUUCCUUCAUUUCUAAAAUGUCCCAUGACAAGAUAUCCAUACUAAGAGAACUUUAUUAUUUUGCUCAUAAUGAAGAAUUGUGGAGGAAGGGAAGGCUUUCAAACUCCUCGAUUGCUGUUAGUGACUUUGACUCAUUAAGAUCUAAACGCUCCGAAAAUCUCCGAAGAUCGACGCACACAGCAGAUGACUCUUCUAUCUAUAAAGAUGAUUCGGAAAUUGGUAUUGAAAAUAGCACCAUUUUGAAUGAGUCUACACCUCAGAAAGUUAACAAAGCUGCUAUGACUUCUCCUAUGUGGCAAGAUAUCAAACCAUUAAAUCAUUCAUACAAUCAAUUAUUUCAAACAAGCACCUACAGACCUCUUGACACCAAUAUUAUUAACACAAAUGUCCUAACUUCUACUAAUUAUUGCACUUCAAGUGAUGAAGAGCAAAGUUCACUAGUUUCAUUUAUCAACUACUGCAACAAUAAUGCUUUUGGGUACGGCCUGUUGGAAUCGCAAGUCCCGAAAAAUAUGAUUAAUGACGUUUUACUCGAUAAUGAGUUAAGCCAUAAGAUUAAUGAUAUUUUUAGUGCUUCUGGUCCUUCCUUAUUACGAGAAUAUCCUGACUGUCUCACGCUAAAGAGAUCGCAAGAUCAAAUUGACUUUUUUCCUGCUAAUACGGAGUUCAAGAGAGCUAGACGCUGA
This is a messenger RNA of Saccharomycopsis crataegensis, 1299 nucleotides long. RefSeq lists its product as uncharacterized. Bases 1 to 1299 code for a protein of 432 amino acids. The transcript has a single exon. The record is from RefSeq and is a predicted model, not a curated record. Lineage: Eukaryota; Fungi; Ascomycota; Saccharomycetes; Ascoideales; Saccharomycopsidaceae.